AUCAGCGUGUGUUAGAAUUUUUCCUCAGUUGACCGAAAAAAAAGCUGGUAUAUCAAACAGUGCUCGGGAAGUCAUCGCUUGAGAGGACGGAGCAAUCUGCGUGAAAGGCGGGCCUGUGACAGUCGACCGAAUUUGUGCCUGUUUUCUGCGAGAUAUUUUUUUUGGCGACGAUUUUUUUUUUUUUUUAGAACAAGCAUGUCGGCCGAGUUUGAAGGCAGCAUCUACAGCAAGAGGAUCUUGCUGACGGGCGGGGCUGGUUUCAUUGGCGGUCACGUGGUGUCUAACCUGGUGGAACGGUAUCCCGAUUAUUACGUCGUAAACUACGAUAAGCUGGAAUACUGCUCGUGUUUGAAGAACCUGGAGAAAAUAGCAACAAAACCGAAUUAUAAAUUCGUAAAUGGAGACAUCUGUGACGAGGAUAAGCUCCGUGAGGUGCUUCAUCAGGAGCGCAUUGAUACAGUCUUGCAUUUUGCUGCCCAGUCACACGUGGACAACUCGUUCCGCAGUGCUGACAACUUCACGCGGAGCAACGUUCAGGGUACCAGCACGCUGCUCGAGACGGCCAAACAGUACGGAGGUAUCACACUGUUUCUACACGUCAGUACAGACGAGGUCUACGGUGGCAACAGUAAAGUGGCCCUAACGGAGGAGGCACCCCUCAAUCCCAUGAACCCUUACUCCAAGUCCAAGGCCGAGGCGGAGAUUAUUGCCAAGUCUUACUGGGACAAGUACCGGUUUCCAGUCAUCAUCACGCGGGGCAAUAACGUCUACGGCCCCCACCAGUUCCCCGAGAAGGUCGUGCCAAAGUUUAUCGGACUGCUACUGAAAGGCAAAAAGUGCUGUAUCCACGGUGACGGUACCUGCACCCGUAACUUCAUGUACGUGCAGGACGCCGUGGAAGCCUACCUGACUGUGCUACAUAAAGGCGAGGUAGGAGAGAUCUACAACAUUGGUACCGAGUUCCGUAUAUCCGUCAAUGGAGUGGCCAACAUUCUAACCCAAAAGAUUCUUGGGCACAAAAAGGAUGAAGACGAACACGAGGGUCACAUGGAGUUCGUACAAGACAGGCCGCACAAUGAUAAAGACUAUCCCAUCGACUCAUCCAAGCUGCGAAGUCUCGAUUGGUGUCCCAAAAUGCCCUGGGAUAAAGGACUUGAUAUCACCAUCGAGUGGUACCGCCAUAAUUUCUCCAACUGGGGAGAACUGUCGGAGAGGGCGCUCGUUCCUUUCCCCGAUGUCUUGGGUGAAACGACCAAAGAGAACGGCGAAGAUCAACCGGAACUGUGAUUGGAAAAAAGCUGAAUGACGUCAUAGAAAUUGGAACGUUAUUUUUUUUCGGGCUACAAGUUGCACUUGGGUCCAUCCUUUGAUGUUUAAAGACAUUUUAUCGUCAAAGACAUUUUAAUGUAACACGUUUCAGUCGUGCCACAUCCAGGCAACUUGGACAAGAGGACAGUAUUAGUGUUCUAUAAGACUUAUGAACAGGCGACAAUCUAAAGAAGUCAGGAACACAUUAAUAAUUGUGACGGUAAAUUGUGUAAAUGUUUGAUUUGUAAAAAUGGGUAACGUAUUUAUUGUAUGACUGCCGUCAACAUCACUAUAUAUCUUACGAUAUCAAACAGAUAAAAACUAUCAGCAAGACUGAUACCUGUAGGCGAAAGUAUAAUGAAUUGUAUGGGCUUUAUUGUCCAAAAUUGAAUUUAGUAACCAAGGCGUUUGUUAAGAGGGUGCACGGGUUAUAAACUAUGUAUGUAAGGCCAAAAAAAAAAA
Patiria miniata (bat star) is the source of this 1770-nucleotide messenger RNA. Its product is annotated as dTDP-D-glucose 4,6-dehydratase-like. Gene Ontology annotation, biological process: nucleotide-sugar metabolic process. Bases 196 to 1287 code for a protein of 363 amino acids. The transcript has 10 exons. The record is from RefSeq and is a predicted model, not a curated record. Lineage: Eukaryota; Metazoa; Echinodermata; Asteroidea; Valvatida; Asterinidae. Gene Ontology annotation, molecular function: dTDP-glucose 4,6-dehydratase activity.